Messenger RNA from Danaus plexippus (monarch butterfly), 678 nucleotides. RefSeq lists its product as uncharacterized. Lineage: Eukaryota; Metazoa; Arthropoda; Insecta; Lepidoptera; Nymphalidae. The coding region runs from base 72 to 569 and encodes 165 amino acids. The record is from RefSeq and is a predicted model, not a curated record. The transcript has 3 exons.
AUUAAAAACUAUACCAUAAGAUGCGAUUCGUCGUAAAAACUUGACACUCCCUGUACUGAGCGUGAGCGGACAUGUCGUUGGAAAAAAUCUACUCCCAAAUGGAAAUAGAACCGAGGCAACAGGUCGAAAGAUACGCAGAAUAUCCGGGAAUGUCGCACGAUCAGGCGUUGUAUUACCCGUACGAACCAGCCACGGGACCGCAUGUACCCGUGGUGACAAAACAUCAUUACAGCGGCAGUCACAAGAGUAACGCGGCUAUGUCAGCCUUAACGCUCUUGGCCUUUCUCUUCUUCCUCCACAUCCUUCAACAGUGUCUCAGGGACCACAUGAACGCGAUGGGAACACCCCAAGUCAUGGUGGUGGGCGGACGCGAAAGCGAACGUAACAUCGCAAAAAAAAACAAAAUCGACAAAACAAAUAACGAUCAAAAUUACGAUUACAAUGGCGACGAUACAGAUAAAUAUACGAAAAUAACGACGUCAGAUAACGCGUGGAAGAAAACCAAAUAUAACGUCCAGAAACAUUACAUCAACAGAAGCUCGUACGGUUACGACCCGAUGGACUAUUAGUGGUACAUUUUUUAUUAUAAUCAUCGUAAAAUAAUUUCAUCAAAAUAAAACGAGCGUUUGUUUAACCGUAUAAUUAUUUUAUUUCAUAAAAAUAAAGAGACUUUAUACA